GAUUCAGAAUCAUACCCCUGCCUGACAAUAUUUCUCUUCACUGUACUUGUUAUUCUGUGUUUGUAGAUACUCAUGAUGAGGCAGCGAGGAGCCUGGAACGAUAUAUCAAUCAAAAUUGUGACACCACCGACAUCCAGUCUGAGGGGGAGAGCCACCAUGGCCUAAAAAGAAAAAGAAGACAAACCAGCAACCCAACAAGCCAGUCAGGACAGCCAACCAUCACCUCCAAAAAUGUAUUAUAGCCUCCAACGCCCCAAUUUCCCUAAGUCAACUAUCCCAGCAUCGUUCCCAGGAGAUGAAUUGGCCUACCCUCCACUCGGUCCAAUUCCUCAAUUCCAGAGGCCAUCUCCUGAAGAUUCUCCAGGCACUGCCAGAAUGGCAUUAAAAGAUGUGGCUAUGCAGAAACUGCUUACUGCGGUGACGGAGUUGUCCAAGGAGGUGAAGGACCUGCGGGAGGAAUUCAGGCAAUACGUCCACUCCUGCAAGUGUGGACAGACUGACUCGGUGGGUCUGGCCUCCUUGGAGCCCUUGGAGCUGCCCCUCCACACCAUGGAGGCCCUGGACCGUGCAGAGGAGACACUGCAAAAUGGACCAAACCGCCAAAAUAUGACUGCCCGUCUCGCCAUUAUCGGAGGGACUACCCUAGAGGUGAGGGUCCGCCGGAUGAUGGCCAAUUUGUUGACCAACGAACUGGCUUCAGGACUGAACUGGUCCGGAAAAAAGCAGGGCAAGGAGCAGGCCAAACAGAAGCGGCCCUUUAAAGACUUGGCACUCUGCCGAUCUAUGUUUGAUGCUAUUACACAGCAGCUCGGGACAGCCGCCGUCACCCAAUACACUUUUGCCCAGGCUGUUCAAAAGUGGCUGCGCUAUGCGCCAGACCGGGCAGGAGGGAGUGGAAGACGUGACGUCAUGUAAUCCUGUAAUAAAAUGUUGUUGUUUUUACCUUAAACAGUGUGGUGUGGUCCGUGUUUUAGGCUAGGCUAUAGGCAUACAAGCUUUCAAAUUUUCCAUAACUUUUUAACAUCCUGGCUGUCGAUAAAGCAGGAUAUUCAUUAUAGGCUAUUUAAUUUAGGGCAUUACAUUUUCGUAUGCCUAGCAAUCAUAAUAAUAACGAUUGAAAUUCCAUUGAUAUUACGUUGAUCCUUAGUUCAGUUGAAAUCUCAACAUUGUUUCAAUAUUCCUGAUAAUUGAAAUACCAUUGAAAUUCCAUUGAUAUUACGUUGAUCCUUAGUUCAGUUGAAAUUUCAACAUUGUUUCAAUAUUCCUGAUAAUUGAAAUACCAUUGAAAUUCCGUUGAUCUAUGGAUAGGAUUUCAACGUUGUUUCAAUAUUAAAAAAUGGUGCAAAAUGAUGUAGAAUCAACAUCAGAGUUCGGAUGUUGAUUCAAUGAUUUAAUGUUGACAACGGAAUGUUGAUUUAACAUAGUUUCAAUGAUUGUUUGCUAUCUGGGCAGGCUCUUCGUAGACGGGCUCUGGUUGUGUCAAGGGAACCGAGGGCGACGCUCACUUCUGGGUUGGCCAACACAUGUCAUCCCUCCACCACUCUAUACUGUAAAAACACAUGUUCAAGUUGAAUGAUAAUGCAUGAAUUUAUUCUUUAUUCUGCCAUAGUAACACGGUAAAUAAAUGGCAAAAAAUGGGCUGAGAACGAAUUCGUAUUUACGAUAUGUUCAAUAAAACGUAAUCACGGAAAAAAUACGUUUUUUAGACAAACGUAAUUGAGAAUGCCGAAUAGUUCUCUGGGAACGUAAUUUUGAUGAGAAAGGGUUGCUCUGUCUGUCUUGGUCUCUAUAGCAAUGACCUCAGCUACCCAGCACUGAUCAAAAAAACGAUUGUUUCUCUCAAUCAAAGCACAAAACAGGACAACUGAUGGCCAUAAUCUUAACCCACACAUGUUGUGUAAUUAACAAGGACACGUUGGUGUAGUUGUGUUGAGGAAUGUCACAGAUUUCACUGUAAAAUCGUUAAUGUGCAGCCAUCGGGUCUUCCGUUAGCCAAUGGGAUGAAUGAAUGCUCAUAGCUUCAUACAUUGCCGUGGAGGGAUUACAUUGCAAUGAGUGGAAAACCCCCUGCGUCGAAAAAAGAAGCACAUGCUCCUGCGUUAGCCAAUGGGAUGAAUGCUCAUAGCUUCAUAUAUUGCCGUGGAGGGAUUAAAUUGUAAUGAGUGGAAAACCCCCUGCGUCGAAAAAAGAAGCGCAAGGUCCUCCGUUAGCCAAUGGGAUGAAUGCUCAUAGCGUCUCUAUGUGCAGCCAUCGGGUCCCCCGUGAAGGGGUUACAUUGUAACGAGUUGAAAACCCCAUGCGUCGAAAAAAGAAGCGCAAGGGUACCCUUUUGCGUCAGAAACUGAAGCCAAAGUCACUGACCGUUCGUCAAAAAUCGACGCGUUCGGAGUGAGAAUGUGUUGAUUAAACUUGUUGUGGAGUUAGUGCGUAAUGCAAUAACAUCCCGACUAACAGGAAUAAUCAGAUUAGUCCCGAAAUAAAAUGUUUGGCAACAUUACGUUAUUUAGCAACAGGGAAAAUGCAACUUUGCAAUGCCGACGAUUUAGGAAUAUCGCAACUAUCAGUCAGCCGUGCCAUAAACCAAACUAUCAAUGCGCUCUCUAGACCACAUAUCAUCCAACAGUUUAUCCGGUUUCCUUAGGACAUUGAACAAUUACACAGGAUCAAAGCCAACUUCAUGGCAAUUGCAGGUAACCCCGGUGUGGUCGGUGCUAUUGACGGGACGCACAUAAAAAUAAUUGCGCCAUCAAAAGAUGAGGACAUGUUCGUCAAUAGGAAGAAAGUGCAUUCCAUCAACACGCAGGUUGUUUUUGAUGCAAAUUUUAACAUAGACUACUGGAUGUUGUUGCAAAGUGGCCUGGAGCUACCAAUGAUUUGUGCAUUUGAAUGGAGAGCGGUCUGAGGCAGCUUUUUGAGAGGCACCAUGUACCUGUUGGGUGUCACUUGCUGGGUAACAGUGGCUAUCCCUGCAAGAUGUGGCUCUUGACACCCUACCUCAAUCCACAACCGGGAGAAGCGUUAAAGUAUAACAUGUAAGUGAUUACGCAGAUUACGCUUAGUCCUAUGCGUAAAACACAUCGUAUUGGCUCUUUGUAGCCUUUUAUUUGUUGAAUCCACAUUUAAUAUUGUUUACCUCCAUAUAUGUUAGAGCACACAAACAUACACAAAAUGUUGUGGAGAGAGGAAUUGGGCAGAUGAAACGUCGGUUUCAUGUCCUCCACGGCGAAAUAUGCCUCACCCCAGAGAGGGCAGGCAUAGUCAUCACUGUAUGUGCCAUUCUACACAACCUCUGCAAGGAACAUUGCACAGCCAUGAUGAUGAUGACGAUGAAGAGGACGAUGACCACGAUGAUGAUGAUGAUGAUGAUGAUGGCGAUCAACAUGACAAUGAAUUUGGCUGUGUGGAACCGAGUGGACUGGCAUUUAGGGAUCACUUUGUGAAUACACAUUUUAGGUAAACACCUUGGCACAAAUCAGCAACACUUGUGUAGUUCAUUUAAUGGCAUCUCUACGGCGGUGAUGGCCGACCUGUCUUCACGGCGUGCGGCUGCUUCAGCGUCUUCUCGACUUAAACCGAUCAUUUACAGAACUGUUGACGGAAAAGUGAUUGUGGAAGAUGAACUACUGAACUUUCUUGUGGUUAAAAUGAGAACCUUAAGCCACGAUGAGAUUGUUUUGCUGGUGACUAGUACUUUUACUUCCGAACGGAUUGACGCCGCCAAGAAGGCUUUGUUUGAGGUGUGCCCUGACACUUCUCAGCGCUGUACUGCCCAAAGGCCAACAGAAAGAUACUAAUAAUGUUAAACUGUGCAUGAAAGUGCUCAACGAGUGUGGGGAGGAUAUCCCGAGAUUUGUGUCCUACAUUUUGGACGAUCUGCCACCCGUCUCGUUCAAUCAUAUAGAUGUUUCAACACUGCUCGGCAGAAUGCAACAAAUAAACAAAGAGAUGUGCUGCAUGAAAAGUACCCUGGAAGCUCAGACAAAUGUUUGUCAAAGUUUGCAAGAGGUGACAGCUGCCAUAGAUGAUCGUUUGACUGCCGUGGAGCAGCCGCUCCCCUCAACGUUGGGCCCCGUGGCUGCUGAACGGUUAGAUGUGACAGUCCAGGAGACCACAGCCCCAACAUCACCUGUGGCGUCUCGGUCACCGUGUCAAGCGCAUUCCCCUGCAUGGACCACGGUAGUAAAGAAAGCGGGUCGUAGUAAGCCGGCGCCGGGUAACUCUGCUGUUCAGCACAGACCUCGCCUCGGAAAAACGUCAGCGAGAUUGGAGCGAAAUAAGACUGGAAUAAUUGGUACGGGCACGACGGGCAACAUAAAAACUAUCACAACAAAGAUGUCUUCGUCUCAAAGUUUGACCCUAAUCUAGAUGCCAUCACUCUCUCUGACUAUUUGAAAGAUAAACUGGAUCGGGAAGUGAAAUGUCGCAAAAUCGAAACAACUUUAAGUAGAUUCAGCUCUUUUUGUGUCACUGCUGAAUGUGACAAUGUAGCAGAGAUGUAUGAUCCUCAUCUGUGGCCGGCUGGUGCUUU
This is a messenger RNA of Gadus chalcogrammus (walleye pollock), 4528 nucleotides long. RefSeq lists its product as uncharacterized. The record is from RefSeq and is a predicted model, not a curated record. Bases 232 to 915 code for a protein of 227 amino acids. Lineage: Eukaryota; Metazoa; Chordata; Actinopteri; Gadiformes; Gadidae. The transcript has 6 exons.